AUGCCACCAAAGCCGAAAGAUCCACGUAAGUUUACCAUCUAUUGCAUGAUUGGUGGGGUAAAGAUCCCACAUGUUCUAUGUGAUUUAGAAUCAAGUAUAAAUGUAAUGCCCCUUAAUAAGGCUAAAGAAUUGAAUUUGGGAAAGAUUAUAUCGAGUAAUAUGACUCUUACCUUGGCCGAUUUAUCUGUUACUUACCUUCAUGGUAUCUUACAAGACGUGUUGGUACAUGUUGAUGGUCUAGUUUUUCCUGUAAAUUUUGUGGUAGUCGACAUGAAGGGAGAAAUAAGUGGUUUAGUUAUUCUCAGACACCCAUUUUUGACAACUAGGAAAGCAUUAAUAGAUGUGGAAACCGGUGAUCUUAGAUUUAAGUUCAACAAGAAAAAAGUGGUGUUUAAUGUGUAUGAUUGGACACCAUAUGUAGAUGAUACGGAAACAUGCUACCAGAUGAAAGAAAAAGGUGGCAAGGUUGACAAAGGAAAGAAGAAAGGUAAACUAUUCGGUGUGAGGGACUCCCUUGCACCUGACGUGCCUUAG
Molecule: messenger RNA, 534 nt
Organism: Lathyrus oleraceus (garden pea)
Lineage: Eukaryota; Viridiplantae; Streptophyta; Magnoliopsida; Fabales; Fabaceae
Exons: 1
Coding region: 1-534 (177 amino acids)
Source: RefSeq, a predicted model, not a curated record